Nilaparvata lugens (brown planthopper) is the source of this 3440-nucleotide messenger RNA. RefSeq names its product FAST kinase domain-containing protein 1, mitochondrial. Gene Ontology annotation, cellular component: ribonucleoprotein granule; mitochondrial matrix. Gene Ontology annotation, molecular function: RNA binding. The coding region runs from base 336 to 3197 and encodes 953 amino acids. Gene Ontology annotation, biological process: regulation of mitochondrial mRNA stability; mitochondrial RNA processing. The record is from RefSeq and is a predicted model, not a curated record. The transcript has 13 exons. NCBI's taxonomy places the organism in Eukaryota, Metazoa, Arthropoda, Insecta, Hemiptera, Delphacidae.
GCACAUGAAAAAAUGUGAGGUUAUGUUUGUUGCUGCUUGCUGUUGCAUGAGUACAUCAAGACAAGUAAAUCGUGUAUUGAAUGGAAAAUUGGAUUGUUACUAUUUCAUUUAAAGUAUAUUUUAUGUGCGUUCGACUAUCUCUUUUAAAAAUAUGGAUAGUUAUUUCUCAACAUUAGGAAUAAGUACAAGAAAAUUACAAAAGGUUUUGUAACCAACGAGUGUAAGCUGCUGAUAUUUCAUCAUGAGUUACCAGUAUUAUUAGUAGUGUUAUUAAGCUUUUUGAAUCUUAAUAAUAUUAAAUUUUACUCUGAUAUUAAUGAAAGUUUGGUUUCAAAAUGUUGAGCAGUAUUCAAAAACUCAGUUCUCGUUUACCAUUUGUUCUCGCCUCAAAAAGUCGCAUUUUAAGUAAAGUUAGCUGUAGGUGUUGUGCUCACAGAUUAAAGUCGUUGAAUACAGUUUCAUCAAAAGAAGUGCCGGCUAAUAAUAAAGAGGUUUUACCCAGGAAAAAUACCGACUUGAAGAUUUUGUUAUCGCAUGAUAAAAUCAACGAAUUUCGGACUAGAAACAAGUUUUAUAGCUCUGAUGUCGGGAGUGAAUUAGAUUUCUAUUCGGUGAAUGAUAUAGAUGAAGGUGCUUCUUCAAACAAUCUACGGAAUUUUUUGUUCCCAGCCACCAAAGACAAUGUGAUAGUUGAUAUUAACAAUUGUAACAGUAUUCAGGAAGUGUUUGAUAUCAUAGACAAAAUGAAAGAUGAUGAACUGAAGGUGGAACAUUUGUGUCAAUCGCUACUAGUGCUGUGGGAUUUGCAGCGACAGUUUUGUACCAGUGAUUAUCUAGCACAGUUUUUGUCAACAAAAAACUCAGUUUUCAAGUCUUAUGUCAAUCAGAUUCACUCACAUUCUAGUUUUAAACGUGUCCUAACGUUGAUUGAUUUGAAAUUUGAGGAACUAUCAGAGAAUGCGCUAGCUUGUAUGGUGCUCUACUUAUUAAAAAUGGGAUUGGAGUUGAGGGAACCUCUAAUUCGAAAGAUGGUUUGUAGGAUGGAGGAUUUUAUAAACAAUUGUAAGCCUGGAGAGUUAUCCUUGUCAGCUUUAUCACGGUUCAGUGUGGCGCUCUGUUUCCAGAAAACAAACGAUGAUCUAUGGGCUAAAUGUGCGCUCAUAUCAGUGAUGCCACAUCUUGUUUAUUGGAAUGAAGCGUGCGAGACAGUGGAAGACUUCAAGCUGGUGACAAUCUGCAUGUGGAGUAUUCUGGAGUUUGCGCCGCGACGCCUCAUCGACGACUACCAUUCGCUGGUGGAGCGUUUCCUCAGCAAAGACGCGGAGAUUCUGCCGGGCAGUCUGGUGAAGUGUGCCUUUGUGCUCGACCCGCCCUCCGUCUACAACAACCCCUACCGGAAGACCAUUGUUCGUGUGCUGCGGCUGCUUCAGGACAGGGUUAACCAGUUGAACCACGUCGGCGAGUUUCUCAGGUUGAAUAAGGUGUUCAUCUACCACUCAGAGCCCUCCUCGCUCCGUGUGGAGUUGAGAGACAACUGCCAACGCUGGCUGAAGAGAGACGAAGACAACGAUAUCAUAGAGGAAGAGCUGAGUUGUGCACUGUUUUACUGUCUGGCUCUGAACACGCCGCACUCGAAACGCUACAGGCUGGCGUCGACGGCUGCCAAGCUGGUCGAGUGCACCGACAACGUCUAUGAUCUGCUCAUGUUGGCCUCUGGACAGCUCAGGACUGUCAUGCAGUCGGUGUAUUCCAGCUUCUGGCCGAAAGUUUUGGCGUUCGUGAAGGAAAGCGGCGAUGAUCAGCUGCUCACGGCUGUAGCGUUUCGGUACGUGGAGGUGAUGUCGACAAAACGGUGCGUGGAAUUCGAGAACGAGGUGCUGGAAAUGUUAUUCGAGCUGUUGGACCGAGACUCUGUGAUGGGCCCCAGUCGAUUGGCACAGGUAGCCAUGUGCACCUUAUCUAUAAUGGACUCAUCUGCGCAUGUGCAGUACAGCCGGCAGCUGACGGCGCUGUUUGAGCGCGUGUUUGCGCAAAUUGGGCGAUUCAGCAUUUUCGACACGGCCAGUCUGUCGCGCGGUCUAAUGCGUGUCGUGCGACAGGGUCGCGUCUCCGACCAUCUGCCGCUCUACAUUCAGCUUGAAAAAGAGCUUAGUGCCACCAGUCUGGAAUUCUUGGACGACAAGAGUCUGUCGCUGUAUGACAUCAACCUGCUGUGUCGGGGCCUCAUCAAUCGCACGCAAUUCAAUGUCGCUUCGUCGCCGUAUUUGUCCAGAGUUCUUGAAAGGUACCGCGACGUGGACUGGUCAGAGAUCAGUUCUCGUUCACUGCGCUACUCGAUGUUCAACCUGGUGCGACUGCACUGCUGUGUUCCCCCUCUGCUGUCCAAGAUGGUGGCCUAUGUGGUGCAGGAGGCCGAUAAUGUGACGGGCAGCACAGUCAGUCUCCUACUCCAUGGACUCUACAAGCUGGGCUACUUGCCCGAUGACGACCGAUUCUAUGAGGCUGUCAUUAAUGCUACAAUCAAGGAUGCAGACAUGAUGGCCGGUUUGGCUCUACUGCAGACAGCUCUGGCUCUAGCCUGGGCCAACCGACUGCCCUCCUCCCUCAUCCAGGCCAUUUUCGACGUCGACUUUCUCAACGAUCUCGACCACGAAAUCAAAUUCGGCUACUCAAAGAUUUCUUACCCAAUAAGAGUGAGAAGGUGUCUGAUGAAGCUGAAUAGAUCGGUAUGUCUGGACUUCCCCGAAGCCGGGGUGCCUUGGUUCCACGCCGAUUUCUGUAGACAGGAGGAUCUACUGCAUGAGUCCAAAGUUUAUUCUCCACUCAAACAGGACGUCGAGAAAAUAUUGAAUUUCCUAGCUGGUAGACCACAUAUGAUUGGACGAGACAUACCUGUCGACUAUGGAUAUAAAUUAGAUUUCCAAGUCAAUUUGGAUAAGAACAACAGAAUAAUCCCGUAUAGAAAAGGAGCAGAUCCUCAUACCAAAGUGGCGGUUUUGUUAGGAGACGAAGCGGACUGGAGCACGUCAGGCGUUCAGCGCACUCUGCGGGGGGCGGGGCAAAUGCGGCGCCGCCAUCUUGAAAUACUCGGCUUCCGAGUGGCCCUAGUCGACCAGUUUGUGUGGAGCUCCAUGUUCAUGACUGAACCCUCCGCCAAGGUCACCUAUUUGUCCAAUCUCAUCGUGCCCUCCUCAUGAAAGUAGUCUAUUAAGUCUAGUUUACGUCAAUAUAUCAACUCAAAUGAGUAUGAACACAACAAAAUGCUGUCGUCAUGAUAGUUAGUAUUUAAUUAAGUUCAGUCGUCAAUAUGAACUCAAAUUAAUGUGAACAUAACAAAAUAAUGAUAGUAUUUUAUUCGUAGAUAGAUAAUCGAAAUAUAAGAUCAAUAUGAACUCAAAGUAAUGUGACCACAACAAAAUUAAAACAAAAUGCCGUCUUUA